GAAAUCCGUCUGAUGGUCUGAAAAUCAGACCCGUUUUUUGCUGUUCAUCUGAUUUUUGGACGGGGUCUAAUAUUUCGUCUGAACGUCCAUACUUGUUAUAAAAUUUCCACAGGGGAGAAACUCUGUCAGAGUAACUCGAGCCUUGAUUCCGGAUUAAACAGAAUUCACCACGCCCCCAACUCGGACGAAAAAGAGUGGGGAUGGGGGGGAACCCGGGAGAAACAGACCCUCCCAAACCCUUAGCGUAGGCCCUGGACGUGGACGCCCUUCGAACUUGCAGCACUAGCGCCUCCUACUGUCUCCUUGCAAUCCCAAACACUUCCAUUUUCGCAGCAGCCGCUGGCACUGGCAUAAUCGGGUUGACUGCGUCGGGUGAUUGCGUUGCCAAAAAAUACACCCAGGGACUUACAGACGACAACGAGAAUACGACAGGCAAGGUCAAUAGAGUUCGCACUAGCCGCCGACCCAUAGACCGUCGCGACUCGCUAGGAGUUUAUUUCUUCAAGAAACAAGCCCCGAUUUGGACUCCAACCCGCGCACCCCGCGAGGUACUCUUCAAGGAGGUGCAAAACCGCUCUUAAAAUCCUACAUAUAUAUAUAUAUAUAUAUGCUCCUAUAUAAUAGCCUAUAUAGUCCUCCCGCCGCUUGUACCGCCGGGCGAUGGGGACGCGACGGGGUAUCGCGUGGCGGGACAUGGCGACAGCGGUGGUGGUGGCGCUGGUGGUGGCGCGCUGCUGCAUGCCUCUCGCACGGGCUGCACCCGUGCUGGACCCUGACAUGGGAGUGUUGGAGAGUUUGGCAUCUGAAUGGAGUGAGGUCAACGGAACGAGCACAUGGAGCAGAGGCAGGGAUUGUGAGAGCAUGGCUCUUGUGCGCUGUGAUGGCGACGGGCAUGUCAUUGCACUCAACGUAGUCCAUAGAGAUCCGCAUGAAAUCUACUUGCCAGAGACCAUCACGGGCUUCACGCACCUCACCAUGCUGUCCAUCACGGACAGCUUCCUGAUCGGCCCCCUGCCAGCUGCUAUCUUCACCAUGCCCAAUCUCAAGCACCUUAAUCUCAGUCAUUGCGUACUCUCAGGCAACUUACCUGAUGCAGUAGGCCUUGCAACAGGCCUCCAGACCCUGGAUCUGUAUUACAAUCAACUCGAAGCCCUCCCUGCUUCCCUGGGAAACCUCACGACUCUCACGCACCUUGGUUUGGGCCACAACUGGUUUUUUGGCUCCCUCCCCGAUUCUUUGAGCAAGCUAUCUUCUCUCGUGUACCUCUCAGCAAACCGCAACGGCCUCAACGGUUCCAUUCCCCAAUUUCUGGGCAAUCUGCACCGCCUCACAUACCUUGGUUUGAGCGACAACACACUUUCUGGCUCCCUCCCUGCUUUCUUGGGCAACCUCUCCUCUCUCGUGCACCUCUCGGCAAGCCAAAGCACUCUCAGCGGGUCCAUUCCCGAAGAGCUGGGCAAUCUGCACUGCCUCACGUACCUGACCCUCAGUCACCAAAAGCUCUCAGGGGCCAUCCCUGAGUCAAUUGGAGCCCUCACCAACCUGGAAUAUCUGGACCUGAAGUUCAACAGGCUGACUGGCACCAUCCCUGCCUCCAUAGCCAACCUCACCCGCCUCACUGAACUAGUUCUCUCCAACAACUUCCUUGCAGGGUCACUUCCUGCUGCACUCAGCGCACUCACGAAUCUCGAAGAAGUGUCACUCCCUUGAGUACAACCAGCUGGCGGGAUCCCUCCCAUCCUUCCACCACUUGAGCCGCCUCAGCAGGCUGAAAGCCAGCAACAACUACCUCACAGGCAGAGCAGCGCCGUUUCCUGAAUGCCUCUCUCCAGAUCGCACCUCGGCCUGCCCCCAUGACUGCCUCUACCCCCCUACUGAGUCCGACAUCCACGGAAACUGCCUUGUCGGAUCUACUUUCUCGUGUGAGGGGUGGCAGAAGAGUAGCCACGAAUGCCGGUUGUUCUGUGGGGCCCGGCCUCUCACCCCGCCCUGCAGCGGCCAUGGCGUGUGCUCCUUUGAGCCAGGCGAAUAUCACAACAUGCCUGCAAUGGGGGCACAGUGCACGUGUGAUGAGGGGUACAUGGGAGCUGCUGGCACUUGUGUCCCUCGAGGUUCUGCAUUUGUGUGGGCGGCACUGUCAGCUCUCCAGGCGCCUCGAAAUCUGCUGCUGCUGCUGGUGCUGCUUCCUCUGGCGGUGCUGCUGCUGCUGGCCUUCUCACUGCCACAGUUUUUACGACGUUUUAAGAACAAACCCCAUGCAGCUCGUUAUUUUUUUUCAAAGAAAGCCGUUGCUGCCCGGCGAGCUGCUCUAUGUGUAGAGGUCACUUCCUAGGCAGACGGCUAGCAAGCAGACAAGAAGUGACCACGGCCAUCCCAUUCAGUCAAACUUUGCUCCUGGUUCCCAUUUACAUUGCGUUUCCCGCUCUUUUUGAGGCGUUUUAUUGGUCUAGUGCAAGGUGCAGAACAUACAGAUGGUCUGGCCAUCCCUGAGUGAAAUGGCAAAAACUUGUUCUGCGGUUUUUAAUGUG
This is a messenger RNA of Closterium sp. NIES-67, 2528 nucleotides long. The record is from the annotation of a GenBank genome assembly. Lineage: Eukaryota; Viridiplantae; Streptophyta; Zygnematophyceae; Desmidiales; Closteriaceae.